UUUAUUUUGAAUUGGGCAACGGAUUCCCUUCUCCUUCGCAUGCACAAGUCGAAAUUCUCCGAUGGCCGGACUUGCAAAUCCACCUCGACCGCCGCCACCGCCACCAAUGGCGCCGAGGAAGAGAAAAAGAGUUCCGGAAAUUCUGUGGAGACUGUUUGGAAACCGUGCUCGUACUCUCGCUGACACAAUCCUGGCUCUGAUCCCUCCUCCGCUGCCCGCCUGCCGCUCCAAGCGGUGCCGCUGCCUCUACUGCUGCAGCUGCGACAAAGCCAUGUCAUUCCUCGUUAGAUCUCGAGAUUCGCUGGACUACCGUAAGCUCCUUACCGAAAGCUUCGUGGUUGUCUCCGACGACGCCCCUCCCCAUCCCGUCUUCGACCAUCACUGCCGCCAAUCGCAACUUCAGAUUGUGAGAAGAACGAUUGAAAUGAUACUGCAUGAACAACCAUCUCCCUCAAAUCUUAUAUGCUUCAGUUAUGAUAAAGAAAGCCAGUCUAGUCCUGCGGUUGAUGAACUGACAUCCUCAAAGUGGGCCCUCCUCUCGAAGAGGGUUGGUGAUGCUCUGAUGACGUAUCUGUUGAAGAAUACUUCUAUAUUUCUUCCUCUCCCUCGGAAUAAGCACCAUCAGAUUUCUGGUUGUCCCGUUGGCAAUUUGUGCUCCAAGGUCUCAAGAAACAUGCCUAAGUUUGGAGCUCAGCAUCAACCACCAGCACAUACAGAAUACAAGGUUAAGAGGCAAAGGGCCGAGGGACCAAGGAAACAGCUACACCCAUGCACUUUUGGUUCUGAGCCUUCUUCAAACUGUACUAGUUUUGCCGCAAGCAAUGGGUCUAGUUAUGUUUCUGAAGAACUUCCUCAUCUACAAAAUGAACGAAGCGCUAAGCAAAAUACUGUUAAGCCUCGGAAGCGUAUGCGGGAGCAUAGCUGGCAGCGUAAAAGAAAGCGUAGGCAGUUGGCUGUUUCUGGAAUGCCUUCUUUGUUACCAUCAACAGGAAAUAGUAGUACCAGUGAUGACUUAGCCCUCAUCUCAAGAUCAAGUGGAAAUGACAUUAUGCAUGCAGGGUCUACUUGUGUUUCUGAAGAACUUUAUCACAUACAAAGUGAAGGGAACUGUAACCAAAACACUGUUAAGUCUCGCAAGCGUAGACGGGAGUAUCGCUGGCAGCGUAAAAGAAAGCGUAAACAGUUAGCUGUUUCGGAAACACCUUCUCUGUUAACAUCUAGAGGAAGUAGUAGUGCCAGUGAUAACUUAUCCGUCAUCUCAAGUUUAAGGCAAAAUGACAUGGGUAACAUGGCCCAUUUCUUUUGUCAUUUGGUUUUCCAAAAUCAACCAAGGAUGAAGGGAAAUGCUGAGAUUGAUAGAAGGAACAUAUUCUAUAGGAUAGAGAAUUGUUCAUCAAUGUUUCCAAGGAAGCACAUUUUGCAUACUCUAAAGCCUGAUGAUUCUGGAGCUUCCAUUUUGUUCAAUAAUAUCUUUGAAGCAUUUGGUCCUGACAAAAUUUCUGGGAGCACGCCAUGCUGUCACACCAAAAAUGAUUGUCCCGUCAAUUCCACAUGUUUGUAUCAUUCCCUUAAAAUGCUGCUAAAAAAUCUUAUACGCGAGAGUCGAAAUUGUAGACAUGUGAGGCUGUUGGAGAAACACUGUUCUGUAGGAUCCUCAUACCAAGAUGCUAGUAGGGGAGCUGGCACUGGGCUUGAGGUUGCUAUAGCCAAAAAUAGGACUAUGAUUCAAGAAAUCAAUGCUGCUAAAGCUGGACCGAUUAUGUGUUGUCUCAAGAAUCAGGUAGUAUCAUUCAUUUGGGCAAUUUGUAGGAGAAUAGUCCCUCCACCAUUGCUGGGAGAACGAUCUAACUGGAGAUGCCUGAGAAGAAACAUCUCAAAGUUCAUUUGGCUACGGAGAUUUGAGAAGUUCUCAUUGAAGGAAUGUAUUUACAGAUUAAAAAUAUCGAAGUUUCCCAUCUUUUCAAAUAAGCACAAUGCGUUUACCGCUCUUGGUAUCACAGAUAUUUCCAGACAUGCGAUCCUUGAAUGCUGGAUGCUUUGGUUUUUUACGCAUAUAGUAUCACCACUGGUCCAAGCCAACUUUUAUGUUACAGAAAGUGAGCAUGAGAAGCAGGAGGUACUAUAUUAUCAAAAAUCUACUUGGGAGAAAUUGAUAAGAGAAAAUGAGUGCAUGAUUGAUGAUCGGUAUCGCCUACUAGAUUACAACUCUGCUAGAAACAUAUUAUGGAAGAGAUCUUUUGGUUUCUCUAGGUCAAGACUACUUCCCAAGGGUAAGGGAUUCCGAAUGUUGACUAAUCUUCGAGCACCAUCAAGAUUUCCCGUAGACGCACCUUCUAGAAUUCAGUCCAAUCAAACAUCAUGGAGAAAAGCAUCUAGCAAACGCAGAGCUCAUCGAUUUUUUAAGCCUGUUAACAGUGUGCUUCAUGAUGUCCAUGUAGUUUUAACAGGUUUACGGGCAAAGGAACCAGAAAAGAUGGGUUCAUCAGUUUUUAACUAUAAUGAUGCCUAUAAAAAGCUUGUGCCUUUCUUGUUCCAUCUGAAAAACGGGUCAAUUAGCCUGCCUAAUGUAUUCAUGGUGGUUUCAGAUGUGUCAAAAGCUUUUGACUCAGUUAAUCAUGAAAAAUUGCUCAGUGUGAUGAAGGAUGCCAUAUGUGAUGAUGAAUAUUAUCUGGAAAAGUUCACUCAAGUGGUUUGCACUGGUAAGUAUUUGAAGAUUGAGCCUCAUGUGAUGAUAGCACAUCAAGAUAUUCGCACUGCAUCUACAAGAAUGAGAUCAAGAAUUCAUGGCCAGUCAUUGGAUAGUAUUGUUCUUAAGAAGGACGCGAACAUGAAAAUUAGGAAGGAAGAAAUUCUUUCACUUUUGAAGGAGCACAUUACACGGAACAUGGUGCAGUUUAGGAACAAGUUUUAUCUUCAGCAAGUUGGUAUACCUCAAGGAAGUGUUCUGUCAGCUUUACUAUGUUCAUUGUAUUAUGAACACAUGGAAAGGAAUGUAAUUUUUCCAUUUCUCGAGAAAGCUAAUAGGAUCUUGUUGGCAAAACAACAUUCUUCUGAUGAUACUUCAGUCUCAGGGGAUAACCACAAAACUGAAAUAGCUGCUGCUGCACCUGGUUGUGAAUCUCUCCUGCUUAGGUUCAUUGAUGAUUUUCUUUUCAUAUCACCUUCAAAGAAGCAGGCGUCUAUGUUCUUCACCAGAAUGGAAAGAGGAGUUCAUGAUUAUAACUGCUGCAUGAAUAAGGGGAAGUAUGGUCUAAACUUCAUCAUGGAAAAUCAACACGGCCACCUGUCAAAUAGGGUGUAUACUGGCAAAGAUAAUAUCUCAUUUCUUUUUUGGAGUGGCCUCCUUGUCAACUGCUCCACAUUAGAAAUUCAAGCUGACUAUACAAGAUACUUGAAUCAUCAUAUGCGUUCAACUCUAACAGUAUCGUGUCAAGGCAAAGUGGGAAACAGCUUGAAGUCAAAGCUGAGAAAUUAUCUUAGGCCUAAAUGCCACCCUAUAUUCUAUGAUUCCAACAUCAAUUCUCCAGGGGUGGUUAGACUCAACAUCUAUCAAGCUUUUCUGCUUUGUGCUAUGAAAUUCAUUUGCCACCUCUCCAACUUGUCAAUUAUACCAAAAUUCCACCCCAAAUUCCUUCUCAAAGCUAUAGAGACAUCUCUGAGGUACAUGAACAGGCUAAUCAGGAGGAGGAUGUAUUCUUUCAAAGGUGCUGGUUUUCGUCCCAGGUACGAUGUGGGGAGGAAGGAUGUAAUCUGGUUGGGGUUAUACGCUUACAGCCGGGUGCUGCUGAAGAAGCACUUGCGGCACAAGAGUCUGCUUUUUCUGCUAAGGGCCAAGUUGAAGGCUUAUGGUGAGGUGGAGAACAUGUCACCUGAGUUGAAAUAUGCUGUUGAUGAUGUGCACUCUUCUGUGUUUUGGAGCAUCAAAUAUUGAUUUUGUGAUGCAUUAAAACUCAAAAGAUGUCAACUUUGGUGCAUCAAAUAUUGAUUUUGUUAUGCACUACACUCAAAAGAUGUCAACCUUGAGAUUGAAGAUUAGCAGUUGGAUUGAGAUGACUCUUAUUUAUAUUUUUGAUGCUACGAUAUUCUUUGUA
This is a messenger RNA of Salvia splendens (bonfire salvia), 4091 nucleotides long. Its product is annotated as telomerase reverse transcriptase. NCBI's taxonomy places the organism in Eukaryota, Viridiplantae, Streptophyta, Magnoliopsida, Lamiales, Lamiaceae. Gene Ontology annotation, cellular component: telomerase catalytic core complex. Bases 62 to 3931 code for a protein of 1289 amino acids. The transcript has 13 exons. Gene Ontology annotation, biological process: telomere maintenance via telomerase. The record is from RefSeq and is a predicted model, not a curated record. Gene Ontology annotation, molecular function: telomerase RNA binding; telomerase activity; telomeric repeat DNA binding.